Orbilia oligospora ATCC 24927 is the source of this 3261-nucleotide messenger RNA. RefSeq lists its product as uncharacterized. The record is from RefSeq and is a predicted model, not a curated record. The transcript is spliced from 5 exons. Gene Ontology annotation, cellular component: cytosol. Bases 1 to 3261 code for a protein of 1086 amino acids. Gene Ontology annotation, molecular function: valine-tRNA ligase activity; ATP binding; aminoacyl-tRNA deacylase activity. Gene Ontology annotation, biological process: valyl-tRNA aminoacylation. Lineage: Eukaryota; Fungi; Ascomycota; Orbiliomycetes; Orbiliales; Orbiliaceae.
AUGGCCACCAACCAGGAUCCGUCGUUAUCAUCCAGAAGAGACCUAUACCAGCCAAGUGAGGUAGAGAGAAAAUGGUAUGGUAUCUGGGAAAAAGAAGGUUAUUUCAAGGCCCGUUGGCGUCGUCCACAGCAUCCACUAUCAUCUCGGCCUUCUGAGGAAAGUUGGUCGAACCUUAGCAAUGCUCGAAAGCAGAGUGUUGAAAUCAUCGAGAGGUCUACGGCAAGCCGAGGUCGUCAGAACUUGCGACCACUCAUAAUUCCGGCUAGUAUCACCGGUACCCUUUCGGCGACUACUUCAGAGGCAAGUCAGUUCGACGAGAGAGGUUUGGAAUUUUCUGAGAUAUCGGCAAUGGCGUUCGGAGACGGCAGUGUCCAGAACCAAUCCGAUACGAACCCGUCCACAUCACCAAGUCUCGCCAAUGUUGAAGAGGCUUCUCAGAGUGCUUCCUUCGAUGACCGUUCCAAGAAGUGCUUUACGAUGUUCACUCCACCUCCAAGCAUCACCGGUGAUCUUCACUGCGGUCAUGCCCUCGCAAUCUCCCUAGAAGAUGCACUUGUAAGGUACCAUCGUAUGCAGGGCUUCAAAACCCUCUUCCUACCCGGAUCAGACCAUGCCGGUGUUUCCGUCCAAUGCAUCAUUGAAAAGAAACUCUUCCGUGAGAAGGGAAAAGAUCGCCACCAGAUCGGCCGGCCGAGGUUCACCAAGCACUUGAACGAGUGGAAGGACGAAUAUCGUGGCAGAAUCUCUUCAACAGUUCGACGUCUCGGGGCAUCUGUGGAUUGGACACGAGAGGCGUUUACGAUGGAUGGGACCCGAAAAAAGGCAGCCGCGGAGGCUUUCAUUCAGCUGUACGAACAGGGCGUAAUCUAUCGGGGAAGUCACAUCGUGCACUGGUGCCCUACCCUUAGAACGGCUGUUUCCGAGCACGAAAUUGGCACGCUGGAGGUUAAUGGCCCGACCAGAAUCAAGAUCCCCGGAUAUGCCGAGGAAAUCGAAUUUGGGGUCUUGUAUUACUACAAGUACGUCAUUGUCAAGGACGAUAAUACUCCCCGCUGGAUCGAGCUAGCAACGACGAGGCCAGAGCUGCUGUUGGCGGAUUCGGGCAUCGCUGUACACCCUAGCGAUGAAAGGUAUGUCCGUUUGAUUGGGAUGAGCGCCCGACAUCCGUAUUCUGGUAGGUUGCUGCCGAUUGUCGGAGAUUUCACAGUCAAUCCGAAGUUUGGAACUGGCGCCAUAAGUGUUGCACCUGGACAUAGUGAAAAGGCCUGCGAGAUCGGCAGGAGAAGCAAGUUACAAUCCGUAGUUGUUUUCAGAGAAGAUGGGACAGUAAACGAGGCCGGGGAUCUUUGGAAGGGCCAGCAGAGGUUCGAGCUGCGGCAGACUAUCAUUGAAAACCUGGAGGACCGGGGUCUCCUGCUCAAGAGAGAGCCAUGCAAGGAGAUAUUACAGAUUUGCAACCGAUCAGGGGACGUGGUUGAGCUGAUGUCGAAAUCCCAAUGGUGGGUGCGAAUGGACGAUCUGGCAGAAGAAGCAGCUGAGGCUGUCAGAGAGGGGAGGAUCAAGAUACGGCCAGAGUCGGUCGAAAAGGAGUAUCUGAACUGGCUAGAGGAGCCAAAAGAUUGGUGCAUAUCAAGAAAUCUAUGGUGGGGCCAACAGAUCCCGGCAUGGUUCUUAAGUCUUAAGGAGGAAGAACGUAAUGCCUUAAAGCCUGACGAGUCAAAUCCAAACCGUUGGAUGGUAGCUCGUAGUGAAGAGGAGGCUCGAAAAAAAGGUGAAUUGGCGUUCCCGGAUAUGCCGUUUCGACUAACAAGAGACGAGGCGGUGCUUGAUGCCUGCUUUGGUGCUGCCAUCUGGCCGCUUUCAACCCUUGGAUGGCCUGAGGGGGGGGAUUUCCGCGAGUUUUACCCAACGACAAUGUUGGACACAGGAUCGGAUACCCUGCCAUCGUGGGUAACAAGAAUGGUUGCAGUGAGCCUCAAGUUGACAGGCGAAGCUCCAUUCGGAGAAGUCCUUUUCCACCCCUUGGUCAAGGACCAGGAGGGCAGGAAGAUGUCAAAGUCCCUCGGCAACGUCAUCGACCCAGUUGAUUUCAUAACUGGGUGCACGCUGGAAGCUCUGAACCAAAAGCAGCUGAAUCUAAGCCUGGCACCAAGCAGCGAAGAGCUUGACAAGACGAAACAAUUCCAGGCCACUUGCUUCCCAGACGGGAUCCCAGAGUGUGGGGCCGACGCACUGAGAUUUGCAUUAGUAGACUCAACUUCGGAGUCCCAAACCAUUUUUCUUGACGCCAGAAGCGUCAUUAAAUGCCGUGAGUUCUGUGACGGGUUGUAUGAGACGGUCCAGGGAGCACUGAGGAUGCUCCCAGGCGACUAUAAGCCGAUGAAGUCGGCUUACGGGCAGCGGAUGGCUCAAGGGAUUGGGGACCGAUACAUUCUGCACAGGUUGAACACUGCCAGUCGGGAUGUUGAAGGAGCGAUGGAAGAGAAAAGAUUCUGGGAAGCAACACGGGGUAUUAAGAACCUAUGGUGUCAUCAUAUCCCGACGUAUUUGAAAUGCUACCACAGCUAUGAAGAGGAUGACAUUGACCCAGAUAGACUUUCAGCCGCUGAAACAUUGUACGCGGUGAUCGAUGGCGCUCUGCGACUAACCCAUCCGUUUAUGCCGUUUAUCACCGAAGAGCUAUGGCAGAAACUUCCUAAAUAUCCCCAUGAUGACACUCCAUCAAUCAUGUUGGCGGAAUUCCCAAAACGAUCGCCUGAGUACGAAUAUCCAUAUGCAGAAGAGGAGUUCAAUUUGAUCAUGAAUUGCGCCAAGGAGAUCCGGUCACUAUGCCAGGAAAAUGGCUAUCCUGAGAUGAUCAAAGUGUACAUCAAGUCAGGAUGUUUUAUCUCUCAGCAAACUUUAGAGAAGCAUAUGGCCGAGCUUCAGCAGCAGUCAGGCGUGACCGACAUUAAAUUUCUUCGAUCAGGAGACGAGGCUCCUUCUGGCAGUAUUGCAAGCCCGUUGUCGAAGGAUAUUUCGAUCCAUCUCAGCGUCGGAAACCAACCAGAUAGUAGGGGUGAUAUAUCAGAACUCCAGUUGAAAUUGAAAACUGCCCAGCGGACAGUCUUAAGACAGGAGAACAAGCUCAGAGAGUCGGCUCUACGAGACUCAAUAGAUGAGCGGGAUAGGAAGGUCGAAGAAUCUCGACUUGAGGUCUAUAAAGCCAGGGUCAAAAAUUACGAAAGGGUUAUUAGUGAUCUUUCGAACCGUCAGGCUUGA